GGGGGUGACUUUCAUAGCUGGUUUGAAAGAGAUGAAACCUCAAAUACAGUAUCACCCCAUAAAAGGGUCAAUGAAGAAUAUAAAUAUGAAGAGAUGGUGGAUGUAGAUGUGAUGAGUGAUGGAGAUGGGCUGGAUAUGGCAGAUAUGGAUUAAAAUACACAACAAAUUAUAGAGUUGAGGAAAUAAGGUUACACUAAUGUAGACAUUAUGAGAUGCCUUGGAAUUACAAAACCUCAUUUAGAAGAGUUUGGAUAUAUGGCUGCCAAUGUUGAAGGUGGACUGGAAGGAGGUGGACAGGGUAAUGAAGAAGAAGAAGGACAUGGACAAGGAGGUGGAGAUGGAAAAGGUAAUGAAGAAGAAGAAGGACAUGGGCAAGGAGAUGAAGUGGAAGGAGGUGGAGAUGGACAAGAAGGAGAAGGAGAUGGAGAAGAAGAAUAUGGGGAAGAAGAUGGAGAAGGAGAUGAAGGAGAUGGACAAGAAGAAGAUGGAGAAGGAGAUAAAGGAGAUGGACAAGAAGAAGAUGGAGAAGGAGUUGAAACUGAAGAUGUGCAAGGAAAUGAUGAAGGUGGAGAAGGAGUUGAAGUUGAAGCUGAAGAUGUUCAAGGAAAUGAAGAAGGUGUUCCAGUGAAUGAUCCAGUACAACAAGGGAAUUUUGGGAAUAGUAUGCAACAAAGAACAAGGAGACCCUCAGAGAGGAUCAUUCUUCAGAAGCUGAAAAAGAAGGUAGUUGACCCUUUUGGUAUAGGAAUGUGUGAAGAUAAGGCAUUAGUUAUAGGUUAGGGAUAGGGGUUAUCAUCUUUUGGUUCAUAUUUUGUAAAAGGUGGUACUAUGUAAACUGUUGCAUACCAUUUUUUGGUUCAUAUUUUUCAUACCAUCUUUUGGUUUAUAUUUUGUAAAUGGUGGUACAUAUCCACUUAUAUUGGUUCAUAUUUUGUAAACAAUUAUUGGUAAUUAAGCAAGGG
This is a messenger RNA of Lactuca saligna, 962 nucleotides long. The record is from the annotation of a GenBank genome assembly. Lineage: Eukaryota; Viridiplantae; Streptophyta; Magnoliopsida; Asterales; Asteraceae.